Mytilinidion resinicola is the source of this 1098-nucleotide messenger RNA. Its product is annotated as RTA1 like protein. Bases 1 to 951 code for a protein of 316 amino acids. The record is from RefSeq and is a predicted model, not a curated record. The transcript is spliced from 3 exons. Gene Ontology annotation, cellular component: membrane. NCBI's taxonomy places the organism in Eukaryota, Fungi, Ascomycota, Dothideomycetes, Mytilinidiales, Mytilinidiaceae.
AUGGUGGGGAAGCACGGAGACGUUGGCGACUUUCAGCUGUACCGUUACAAACCUAGUCUCCCAGCAGCUGUUAUAUUCAUUGUCCUCUUCGCCAUCACUACAUUUAUCCAUGUCUUCCAAUGCUGGAAGCAUCGUUCGCUCUUCAUGAUAGCCCUCAUAGUAGGAGGUACCUUCGAAUUCGUCGGCUACGCUGGCCGUGCCGUCUCCGCCCACAACACCCAGAGCCUAAACCCCUACAUCAUCCAAACCAUCCUCAUCCUGCUGGGCCCCUCCCUCUUCGCCGCCACCAUCUACAUGAUUCUCGGCCGCCUCAUCCGCCGCGUCGACGGCGAGAAGCUCUCCCCUAUCCGGGCCACCUGGCUCACCAAAAUCUUUGUCCUCGGCGAUGUUCUAUCCUUCCUGCUCCAAGGCGGCGGCGCGGGCAUCAUGUCCGGAGCGAACAAAGGCGACGCGAAAAAUGCCCAGAGCAAAAUCGACCUCGGCCAGAAGGUCAUCAUCGUCGGUCUAGUCCUGCAGGUCAUCUUCUUCGGCACCUUCGUCAUCGUGGCCGGCGUCUUCCACAUGCGCGCGCGUAAGGUGACGCAUAUUCAGGCGCUCGGAAUCCCCUGGGAACGCUGCAUGCAUGUGCUGUACGCGACCAGUGUUCUGAUCUUCGUCCGAUCUAUUUUCAGGGUGAUUGAGUAUGCGCAGGGGAACAAAGGGUUCCUUAUCAGUCAUGAGAUAUUCCUGUAUAUCUUCGACAGUGUCCUCAUGCUGGGUGUUAUGGUUAUUUUGAAUGUGUCGCAUCCCGGGGAGCUGUUGGACCCGAGAAGGAGGGAGAACCCGCACCAUUUGCUAGAAGAGAGGGAUAUGAACAGGGAACCUCCUGCGUAUCAAGGGACCAAUAUGGGUUACCCUCCGGCUUCUAAUAUGCCGUAUGUCGAAGGCCCCCAACCACCAAAUUAUAGAUGAGAGAGUCGAUGGGCUGGAUUGGAAAAGAAGUGACGUUCUGGGCUUCCGGAGUUUCGGUGUUUCUUACAACAUAAUAAUUAGAUUGGGUAUAUAUGGUUCCCUUUGUAUAGUAGUCUAGAUGAGUUACAAGAAUCGAUCACUUUGUCC